Molecule: messenger RNA, 979 nt
Organism: Zophobas morio
Lineage: Eukaryota; Metazoa; Arthropoda; Insecta; Coleoptera; Tenebrionidae
Exons: 7
Coding region: 71-964 (297 amino acids)
Cellular component (GO): membrane
Source: RefSeq, a predicted model, not a curated record
UUAACGUCAAAAUAAUAAAAUUUUAUUCUAUCUACAUUUUUUCACUUUAUAUUUGAAUAUUUUACAAACAAUGGACAUUUCUUCUCUAACCGACAGAUUGGACUCUCAAAGUUCGAGUACACAUUUCAUGCUGAAGGAUAAAAGAGCUCAGAGCUUGCAUCAGUUAGCGCUGCUGAACCCCGUAGACGAGGAGUCUAGCCAAAGUGAAGAGAGUGUUGAAAUAGUGAGCACUUUAGGUGCCGCCAUCGAAAUAAACCGCGCCAUAGCCGUGUUCAUGAUAACCUUCAAACUGUUAACAUACACAGCGAUAUUGAUAGUAGUACUGAAAGUAGAUGCCUUGAUAUACGAGAUUCUAGAUACAACCGAAGAAUAUGCAAAACAUAUAGGAGAUAUUCCACGCUGUAUCAAAACCUUCGUGGCCACCUGCAUAAUUAUUACGUGUAUUGUUUGUCUAUUGGGGUACUACGGCAACGCACGGCUAAAACUGCAUCUUCUAGCCUACUACCUAUUUUACUUGAUACUAAUGCUCGCGAUGUGCAUGUUUUGUUUCGUUGUCUUCUCUACCACAAACCCCGAAGACCAUGAUCUAGCGACACUAUUCAAAAAUUUUUCUUCAAAUUCGAGAGCAAAAACCGCCGUGUAUACGUUACAAAAACAGUACCAGUGUUGUGGAUCGAAGUACCACAGCUCGGAUACUGAAAAAUAUCAACUGAGUUGCUGUAAUACUACAACAAUAGACAAUUCAACAAAAUGCAUAGCCGACCAAACGUUCAACAACACCUGCCGCACCGACAAAAUGACUGUUUUAAAAGCUUACGCCAAAGUAUACGACACACGUGUGCGGGAUGCGUACAUAAGUGGAUUCGCACUCAUCAUGUGUUUCGAAAUUUUUCUUACUGCACAUAUGAUGUACUAUCUUCGCAGACGGACCAGGCACGACAUUCUACUAUCAAGCUUUAAAUAAAUCAAAUUGUAUGCA